Cryptomeria japonica (Japanese cedar) is the source of this 1822-nucleotide messenger RNA. RefSeq names its product AT-hook motif nuclear-localized protein 7. The transcript has 6 exons. The coding region runs from base 365 to 1600 and encodes 411 amino acids. The record is from RefSeq and is a predicted model, not a curated record. Gene Ontology annotation, molecular function: minor groove of adenine-thymine-rich DNA binding. Lineage: Eukaryota; Viridiplantae; Streptophyta; Pinopsida; Cupressales; Cupressaceae.
ACGUAGAGGUACUUGAUUUCCAUGCAAUAGUGGGAAAAAAUGCAAGAUUAAAAAACACAACUAAAGCGUUGCCUUUUAACACGUCUGCGACUGAUGACCACUAUUUUUUUCCUUUUCUAUUUCAAUUCGUUCUUUAUGCGUUUUUUUAUUAAAAAAACCUUUGCAGGCAAACCUUUAAAUCUUCAAAUCUUGCAACUGAACGGCUUCACUUUGGGAAACGGUUGGUCGGAGCCCCAUCCAUUGCCUUGCCCACCCCAGCAUUCCAAACGUUUCAGCUCUAUCAACUGCUCUGAGCUACCUGAAUGUUUAACUCUAACAGAGGAGUAGCUACUCUGAGAAAUCUUUUCUUGGAUUUGUAUGAAGAAUGAAAAACACAGCUAAGAUUAAAGAGAAAGACAGACAAAUGAGUGAAGUAGGGGAUUUGAUCUCUGGGGAAUUGGGUGUUUUGGGCGCUCCUCAUUCUCAGAAUACCUUUUUCUUCCCCAACGAAAGAGGAUACAAAAACGCAUAUGUCAAUUCGAACUCUAACUUCAGUUACUCUCACAACUCUCUUACAUCCAGUGUGGAUGCUUUUCCGGACUCGCAUGGGGGAAUUCUAGUCCCUGCGCCUUCGCGACCCAAUCCUUUUCCCACUGGUAAUGCAAAUUUGCUGUAUUCACAAAAGCGAGACGGAGAUGGCUCUGGCUCUAACUCUGCUGCUUCUGCUUCGUUUCUCUCUCAUCUGCCUGCCCAACAAAGAUUAAAAGGGAGCAAGGAGAUCAUUAUGAAGAAGAAAAGAGGGAGGCCUAGAAAAUACGGGAAUGAUCUUCUCUCAUCGCCUCCGCUCUCCAAUAAACUCGAACGAGGGAUGAAGAAAGCUCAGAUGGCAGCACUCGGAGGUGCUGGACGGGGAUUUACCACCCACAUUUUACAUGUUGCAACAGGGGAAGAUGUGUCUGAGAAAAUAUUGGCUUUAUUGCAACAUGGACCUGGGGUAGUUUGUGUGCUCUCUGCUAAAGGUGCAAUUGAAAAUGUAACCCUUACUAAGAAAACAUUGGAGGGACACUAUGAAAUUCAUUCUUUGUCUGGCUCUUUUCAAAGUACCGAAGAUGAUGAAAGGCCUAUUGGUGGUCUUAGUGUUUGUUUUUCUGGGCCAGAUGGGAUUAUUAUGGGUGGUGCAGUGCCAGGUUGUCUUAUGGCCGCAAGUCCUGUACAGGUAAUAGUUGGUACUUUUGUAGUGAAUGACAAAAAAGGCAUUGUACGGAAUGGAAAUGGUGAUAUUUUCAGUGGUACCAUGUCAUCACCUAUCCCAGAGUUGCCACCACCUCGAGCUGGUUUACUGUCAACUGAAGUAUUCGGUAAGUCUAGGGCAGGCUUAAAAGGCUACAGUGAUAAAAAUACCAACAGCCAUAGUUUUCCCCAGCAGAUUCAGGUGUUGAGCACAAUGUCUUCAAACCCAAUCGAUUGGAUGCACGCUGAAUUUGAAGCUCAGAUGAGAUCCAAUCCCAAGUUAAGAAUAGCAGAGAUGAAAAUGAAGUUGAAUACAUCUCAUGCAGGAGCAGCAGACAUCAGAAGCCUCAAGGAUAAAGUUGAAGGUGAAGAUGAAGUUCAUACAGAGUGAUCAUGUUGUGAUCAUGUUGUGAUCAUGUUCAUGUUGUGAUCUAACUUUUUAAUUCAAACUAAAGAGUACAUGACACGUGACCUUUUUUAAGAGAUUUGGGCUACAUUGUUUCGAUUUAUUCUUCGUUUUUAUAGUUUGUAAAUCAUAGCUAUCCCUUUCCAUAGCUAUCUCUUUUCCUUGUAAUUCUUUUAUUAAUAGUACUUGUACUUGAUAUCUUGUAAA